GAUACAUUUCGUAAGGUAACCCGCAGUUUGAUCCGUGAGAUUCGACUCAAAGAGAUCAAGGCGGAGCUGCUCACUUCAGAGCGAUUAAAAGGCUACUUUACUGAUCAUGCGCCAGAUAUUGACGCUCUGCGACAUGAUAAGCCGCUACGUCGAGUUGUAUCUAAUCAUCUGAGUGAUGUUCCUGAAUACUUGGUCCCUGAAUCUCUAAAGGCACUGAUGCCGAACUAUUUCUCGGGAGGGACGCAUAAACGACGCUGGAGAGCGCAGCAUGUUCAUAUGCCAAAACAGGAAAUAAAAAUGGUCUUGGAGUCUGCCGCAGCCGUCUCAGUGAAGCUCAAACGGCAAGAAAUGUAA
Messenger RNA from Protopolystoma xenopodis, 354 nucleotides. The record is from the annotation of a GenBank genome assembly. NCBI's taxonomy places the organism in Eukaryota, Metazoa, Platyhelminthes, Monogenea, Polystomatidea, Polystomatidae.